Molecule: messenger RNA, 564 nt
Organism: Diversispora eburnea
Lineage: Eukaryota; Fungi; Glomeromycota; Glomeromycetes; Diversisporales; Diversisporaceae
Source: the annotation of a GenBank genome assembly
AUGGAUUCUUCUUCUUCAAUUAGAGUAGCAAAAGUUGCCAAAGAACUUAUUGCGCUUUAUGGCGAAGGCCAUAUCAUAUUAAAACCGCGGGCUGGUAAACUCGGUUUAGGAACAGCUUAUGUACAUGGAUUACAAUUUGUUACGGGAAAUUUUGUGAUUAUAAUGGAUGCGGAUUUUUCUCAUCACCCAAAAUUCAUUCCAGAAUUUAUCAGAACCCAAAAAUCUCAUAAUUAUGAUGUUGUCACCGGAACAAGAUAUAGUGGUAAUGGGGGUGUAUAUGGAGCAAAUUUUCUAGCUUCAACUUUGCUUCGUCCAAGAGUUUCUGAUCUUACUGGAAGUUUUAGAUUAUACAAAAAAGAAGUUCUAGAAAAAAUUAUUUCGGUAGUAAUUUCCAAAGGAUACGUAUUUCAAAUGGAAAUGAUGGUUAGAGCAAGGCAAUUUGGUUAUACCAUUGGGGAAGUUCCUAUUACUUUCGUGGAUAGAGUUUAUGGUGAAAGUAAAAUGGGUGCAAAUGAAAUUAUACAAUUCGCUAAAGGUGUUUGGCAAUUGUUUAUAUCAGUUUAA